CAUCACGAUCAUCAUCAUACACAUGAUGAAGGAGGAGCGCCGCCUGAGAAGCACAAACCUAAGCCAGCCGUUAUCCCGAUGCACAGCUGGGAUGCUCAAAGGCAACCUCCUCCUACUGAUUCGAAGCCCGAAGCCAUCGACUUCCCUUCGACCCAUUACGAGAUGUCCGAGGAUACGACUCCGUUCGUUCCCCCAGUGCGGUACCCUAGCCCUCCUAGGAACAUGUGGUACGAGGUUCCAAAAGAGCCUCCGGCUCCUCCAUCACAAGCGCCUUCUGAAAUAUUUCCUUGGGAACGAAAUCGACCCCCGCCGACCAGAACCUGGGUCGGGGAACCGCCAGAGCCGCCGCCUUCUGAGGAGGCCCCAGCUUGGGGUGAGCCUCUGGAAGAGUCCUCAGUCAUAGGGUCGAUAACAACCGACGCCAAGAGCGAGCCGACGACCCCAACGACUCCAACCCUCAAGUCUGCUCCAUUGGAUCCUUGGACUUCCUUCACGCGUGUCAAUGCGUGGGAUGAAGUGCCAGAGAUUGAGCGCUACGUCGAAGGUCUCCAGGGGCCACGUCGUGGGAAAAGUCAAGGCUCAACAGGGCCGGGUGACGGAGGCACUUUUCGUUUCCGCGGCCUGAAGCUAACGGACUUCCCCACUGAGGCGGAGCGGCCCAGCUUGCCUGUCACUCCUGCUCCGAUCCGUCGGCCCUCGUUCUGGUCGGGUGGUGAUACAGAGGUGGUUGAAGGUGAUGAACCACGGCAGCUUCCUGAGGCGGAGGGAGUGCCCGCGCAGUCUGAGUGGGAUCCAAUGGAACAGCUGCAGAAGCUUGCCAAGAAGCAGUCUGAUGCGCUGCUGCAGAGGCUUGGGAGCAGCGGGGAUGGGGAGGGCCAAGAGGGUCGGGAGGGUGAAUCUACUACGGGCGUGAGUCGCGAAAUCCCAUCGCGCCCGCUACCCUUCGGGUCUAAGGAUGUGAAGUCGUCUACCCAUGUUGCGCAGUCCACCUCUGGAGUGCUCAGUCCCCAACCGGUAAAAGGUGAGGUGACAACGAGCAUCUUGCGCAGCAUGAGCAGUGACAACUUCGAUCCCACUACAACUCCGAAAUCGUCGUCGAUCCCCUUGCCCAGCUUCUCCGGCCCCGGGGCGACAUGGGACAGGGACGACGCGAUUCCGGUGCGACAGACCCCGCUGCUGCCCACAGAGGAGGAAAGGGAUGUGCUCGACACAUAG
Molecule: messenger RNA, 1215 nt
Organism: Ilyonectria robusta
Lineage: Eukaryota; Fungi; Ascomycota; Sordariomycetes; Hypocreales; Nectriaceae
Exons: 4
Coding region: 79-1215 (378 amino acids)
Source: RefSeq, a predicted model, not a curated record